Molecule: messenger RNA, 735 nt
Organism: Aspergillus calidoustus
Lineage: Eukaryota; Fungi; Ascomycota; Eurotiomycetes; Eurotiales; Aspergillaceae
Source: the annotation of a GenBank genome assembly
AUGCCGGCAAAACAUGUUCAGACUGAGCAGAGCCAGAAGCAGGACCCGACGGAGAGAAGAAGGUUGCAGAAUCGGCUUUCCCAGAGAAAUCACCGCAGGAAGAUCCGCGACCGUAUCGCUAAGCUACAAGAACGAGUAAUCGCCAGCGAACUCCGAGCUGCAGCGACACUUCACGGGUGGCAGUCGGCACCAUGCAUUCCGUACGCAGUCAAGCCCUCGCCGUCGUCUACUUCCUCGUCGUUGUCGUUGUCACCAUCGGUCUCGUCCUCUCCUCCAGAAUUACAGUGUCCGCCGACGGCCACCUGCGCUUCGUAUAAUAUGAGUCUCAACCCGAUGGCUCCUUUGCCUGUUUUGUCGACGCCGCCAAUGUAUGACGAUCCGAGUGGAGGGGCGGGAGGAAGCGUCGGAAGCAGCGGCACAACAACUCCACUAGUCGCUCCAGACAGUGACGGCGGCGCUGGGCUCUUGGGUACCGGCUUUGGACUCGAUGCGAUGCAAAUGUGCGAGCAAUGGGGAUUUCAGGGGUCUGUGUAUUUAGCCACGGAGACAUCGCUACCGCAGAUUCUGCAGACACUCGGCCCGUCGUCGAAUGCGAUUAUUCUUGUUCCAACACCCGGAUACCCGGUGGGUGUGGAUUCAGGCGCGGUCGGGUAUACACAGGGUCAGACGAUGGAUAUGGCGACAUGCCAGUGCCAGAGCUUUGGGUGGAUGAACUGCCCGCUGCAUUUGGGAUAG